Cebus imitator (Panamanian white-faced capuchin) is the source of this 1004-nucleotide messenger RNA. It is a transcript of the gene LTC4S, whose product is annotated as leukotriene C4 synthase. Gene Ontology annotation, biological process: leukotriene biosynthetic process. Bases 442 to 894 code for a protein of 150 amino acids. The record is from RefSeq and is a predicted model, not a curated record. Gene Ontology annotation, molecular function: leukotriene-C4 synthase activity; enzyme activator activity; glutathione peroxidase activity. The transcript has 5 exons. Lineage: Eukaryota; Metazoa; Chordata; Mammalia; Primates; Cebidae. Gene Ontology annotation, cellular component: nuclear envelope; endoplasmic reticulum; membrane.
GGGUGGGGGAGUCGGCCUUGAGCCUGGGACUGGCUCCAGCAUGACAUGGGGGUCCGCAGGGCCUGCUGGGACCUGCUGAGCAUGCAGGGCCCUGGAGAAAGUGGGGCAAUGCAGCAGGGGGCACACCCACAGCUGGAACCGACCCAGAUAGACAACUUGGGCUCUGCCAGAUGGGGCUAGGCAAGGAAGGGGCAGGAAGUGGUGAGGCGGUCCCCAGCUGGCUGCUGUCCCCUGCUCAGGCUUUGGUUUCCUCCCUGCCGGCCUGGCCUGGCUCCCUGUGGUAUGGUCAUGCCCCACGCACCCCCUCCACUGAGACGGGGCGGGGAGAUACCCAGGCUGCUCUUUCUUCCUCUUCUGAGUCGAUCUCUGAGCAGCAGUCAGGGCUAAGCGCUCCCCAGCUCGCCUUUAUAUACAGCCUGUGCCACUGCAGCCACCAGCACCAUGAAAGACGAGGUGGCUCUUCUGGCCACCGUCACCCUCCUGGGAGUCCUGUUGCAAGCCUAUUUCUCUCUACAGGUGAUCUCGGCGCGGAGGGCCUUCCGUGUGUCGCCGCCGCUCACCACCGGCCCACCCGAGUUCGAGCGCGUCUACCGAGCACAGGUGAAUUGCAGCGAGUACUUCCCGCUGUUCCUCGCCACGCUUUGGGUCGCCGGCAUCUUUUUUCACGAAGGGGCGGCGGCCCUGUGCGGCCUGAUCUACCUGUUCGCGCGCCUCCGCUACUUCCAGGGCUAUGCGCGCUCCGCGCAGCUCAGGCUGGCCCCGCUGUACGCGAGCGCGCGCGCCCUCUGGUUGCUGGUGGCGCUGGCUGCGCUCGGCUUGCUCUCCCACUUCCUCCCGGCGGCGCUGUGCGCCGCGCUCCUCGAACGGCUCCGGACGCUGCUGCCGUGGGCCUGAGACCAAGGCCGCCGGAGCCGGGAAAGAAGAGCCGGAGCCUCCAGCUACCCCGGGGAGGGGCGCUUGCCUCCGCUUCCUAGUCUCUCAUUAAAGUUCUCGUGACCCAGCCA